This is a messenger RNA of Melopsittacus undulatus (budgerigar), 3293 nucleotides long. RefSeq names its product troponin I1, slow skeletal type (gene TNNI1). The record is from RefSeq and is a predicted model, not a curated record. Lineage: Eukaryota; Metazoa; Chordata; Aves; Psittaciformes; Psittaculidae. Gene Ontology annotation, biological process: skeletal muscle contraction; cardiac muscle contraction. Gene Ontology annotation, cellular component: troponin complex. The transcript is spliced from 7 exons. Bases 2226 to 2936 code for a protein of 236 amino acids.
UCACACACAACACACGCUCACACACAACACACGCUCACACACAACACAUGUGUAAGGCACUGGGCAGCCAGCCUGGUGUGAUUCCCAGGCACAGGAUGCUCAGCACACGCGUGUGCCAUGCGCGCUCCUGCAGCCGCAGGUGUGUGCAUCCCAUCCGAGCCGUGCCGGCGCCUGCAGCCAACGCGAGCACACGCGGGGGGCUCGGGGCUAUUUUUACCGGCCACUCGCAGCCCGGCUGCGCUUCCACCCUGCCCCUUCCAGCGCCGGUCCCCGCAGUGCGCGGCGCUCCCCAGCCCAGCCACACAGCACCCAGGUAAGGCUCUGCCCAGUGCGGGUCCAUGGGGAUGCCUCGGACAGAGGGUGCGAUGGGAAACGGCUGCUGAAAGCCCCAUUGUGGGAGCUGCUCUGGGAGCGUUUGCCUGCUUAUCCCAGUGUCUCUAGGAGGUGAGGCUCCUGUGGGAUGCCUCUGGGGUGCGAGGGGAUGUUGGGAGUGGUGGGGGUUGGAUUUAUGGUGCUGUUUCUUGUGAAGUUUCCCAGGAUCUAAUGGUUUAAUGAGCUUUUUAAGCUUUUCAUGGCUGGGGGUGGACAAAUAGUGCGGAAUAAACUCAUCCCGGUCCUCUUGUCCCCGUCAGGGAAUAAAGUCUCGUGGAUGCUCGAGGUCCAGCUGGAGCCCAAAAGUCCCUGCACAAGGCUGCUGGGGAUGUCUCACACUCCUGGCUGUCCCUUGGGAAGCCAAUUUAGGGCUCUUUGGCCUUAAAAAUCAAUUGACCUUGGUAGAGGUCGUUGGUGUGAGGGGUGGUGUGGGUCCCACCUUCCAGGGGUGCCGGCUGUGCUCCAACAGGGAAUGCUGGAGACGCUGAAAGGCUUUGCCCAGUCGCAGAGAGCCCAAAGGCUUCUCUGCCCCCCCCAGGGACAAACUGGAGCGAGCAGCUGAGACCUGACCCACUCAACACACCAGGGUCAGGAGAGAGGAGCUGCCUUCCCUGCCUGUGCUCCUGUUGUCCCCCCAGACCCCUCCGCACAGGCUCUGGCUGCACCCAACUGAUGUGGCUUUGGGGAGAAAAAAAGCUUUUGGGAUAUUUUCCAUGUAAACCCAGGUCAGGCUCUGAGGGAGAUGAUUCCUGCUGGGAUCUUUCGGCAUUUCCCACACAAACUCCAUUCCUUCAGGCUAUGGCAAUGGGGGGGGCUCGGGGACAGGACAGCUACAAGUGGAUGCAGCCGGGAUGUGCACUGGGAUUUGCUUGGCAAAGGCUCCAUGAAUCUGGGAGCAGCUGUUGGAGACCAGACCUGUUGCUUUUUCCUUCCCCCAGCAGGAAUCUUUGGGGUUCCAAAUAGAGGGGAAUGCAAAGAGAUUAAAGCAAACAAAAAAUGCAAGGAAAUUGAUUAAAUCCACCACUGGAAAAUACUGUUUCUGUCUGAAAUGUGGGAUCAGCUCCUUUCUCCUGGUUGGAAAGAGUCAACGAUUGAAUUGGUGGGCUUUUCCCCCCAUGCUUCUCUAUUACUUAGGUUUACACAGUGCCUCAGCUUCUUGGCAUGGGAGGGAAGUGCUGGAGGCAGUGGUGGGAAGCAGUGCAGUUGGGAAUGCUGGAGGCAGUGCAGUUGGGAAUGCUGGAGGCAGUGCAGUUGGGAAUGCUGGAGGCAGUGCUGCGAAGCAGUGAAGCUGGGAAUGCUGGAGACAGAGCUGUGAAACAGUGCAGUUGGGAAUGCUGGAUGGAGUGCGGUGAAGAAAUGCAGUUGGGAAUGCUGGAGGCAGUGCUGGGAAGCAGAGCUGUUGGAAUGCUGGGAAGCAGUGCAGUUGGGAAUGCUGGAGGCAGUGCUGGGAAGCAGAGCUGUUGGAAGCAGCUGCCAGGGCAUAGGAUUACCUAGGACAUUUAAACCAUGAGCCCGUGCGUGUUUCACCAGCGCUGGGGCUGCCGCAGGGAUCUGUUCAGCUGCUUCCCUGUGAUGCUUUGUCCUUUGCUCUGCCACUCCUGAGAUGGAUUUUGGCUCCAGCACCCUUGUGGCUGCCAAUGGGGAGCUGUGGGAUGGGACGCUCCGAGCUCACAUGGUGCAGGGACCCCCCAUUUCUCCUUCUCUUUCCAUCCCCACUCUCAUCCAUCCCCUCUCCCUGAGCCGGGGUGGGUGAUGGAGUCCAUGUGGGAGCAGCUCCGUGCUUGGGAAAACCCCUAAGGAGCAGAGCCCGAGUCCUGCAGGGCCGGCUGGAGGCAGGUUGGAGCUUGCCUGCAAUGAGCUUGCCCCAGGUUGUCUUGGUGCUUCCCAGCGGGAUGGAGUCGCUUCCCUCCGCUGACAGCACGGGGCAGCACCGGACCUCAGGACAUCUCGUGCUCCGCGUUCGGGUGGAUUCAGGAUUUGCUCCUUUGUUUCGGCUUCUUUCCCUUUUUUGGUACAGAAAAUCCAAGAUCACAGCCUCACGCAAGCUCUUGUUGAAGAGCCUGAUGCUGGCAAAAGCAAAGGAAGAGUGGGAUCAGGAGAUUGUGGACAAGCAGGCAGAGAAGGAGAGGUACCUGUCUGAGCGCAUCACACCGCUGCGCACCACUGGGCUUUCCUUGAGCCAGCUCCAGGACCUGUGCAGGGAACUGCAUGAGAAGGUUGAAAUCGUGGAUGAAGAGAGAUAUGACAUCGAAGCAAAAUGCAACCAUAACACUCGGGAGAUUAAAGACCUGAAGAUCAAAGUGCUGGAUCUCCGAGGGAAGUUCAAGCGGCCUCCGCUGCGCCGUGUCCGUGUGUCUGCCGAUGCCAUGCUGAGGGCUCUGCUGGGCUCCAAGCACAAGGUGUCCAUGGACCUGAGAGCCAACCUAAAGUCCGUCAAGAAGGAGGACACGGAGAAGGAGCGCCCUGUGGAAGUGGGCGACUGGCGCAAGAAUGUGGAGGCCAUGUCAGGGAUGGAGGGAAGGAAGAAGAUGUUUGAUGCUGCCAAGUCCCCCACUGGCCAGUAAGAGGAGCAUCGGGAAGAAGAGCCUCCCCACCCCUGCUGCUGCCACCCUUUCCCCUGCUGCCCCUUUGCUCUUCACACCCUUACCCUGAGCUGCAACGCAUGAACAACUGUGUGGAAAGGAGAUCUGAGCUUCUUCCUCUCAGCUCUGCCAUCAGCCCUGCUCCCCCACUGCCUUGGCACUAUCACCCCCAUGGGCCAUGCUGUCUCCAAGGGGGCACUGCCCACCCUUCCCCUUCCACCACUGCAGAGAGGCCCUGGAGGUGGCUGCUGGUCCUCCCAAACCCCCAUCCUCCAGCGGUGCAGCCUAAGAUGUACCCCCCCAUGGCUGCAUGUGUAUUAAAGGAUGGUUUCCCAGGCA